This is a messenger RNA of Schizosaccharomyces japonicus yFS275, 4431 nucleotides long. RefSeq names its product formin For3. Gene Ontology annotation, molecular function: small GTPase binding; actin binding. The record is from RefSeq and is a predicted model, not a curated record. Gene Ontology annotation, cellular component: cytoskeleton; cell division site; cell cortex. Gene Ontology annotation, biological process: actin cytoskeleton organization; cell division. The coding region runs from base 1 to 4431 and encodes 1476 amino acids. The transcript has 2 exons. Lineage: Eukaryota; Fungi; Ascomycota; Schizosaccharomycetes; Schizosaccharomycetales; Schizosaccharomycetaceae.
AUGACAGAAACCCACGAAACAACGCUCGGGAUCUUUCGUCUGACAACACCUUCCAAACGCGUAGCUCAAGCCCUCGGUAUCAAAAAGAAGCACAGCAGCCUGAACGACGGGGAUUCACUUCGUAGUUCUUCCAGUAUCUCUCUUGACCAGCAAUCCAUCCGCUCUCACCAAAGUCAAUCCAACGUAUCCUCUACGCUUGUCAGUACCUUAGAGGAAGCUUUCUUUGAUAACAAAUCUCGCUCGUCGCUUGGAGCUGCCUCUCAGUACGACCACAAAGAUUUUGUUUACGACCGGCCGUUGCCGGACCCACAUGCUUCGUUAAAAACAACGUCGGAUACUUCAGAGUAUUCUGUCAACACUCAAUCCACAGAUGGUAGUUCAUCUUACCAUUCUUUAACUAACAGCGACGGUUUUAUCGCUGUGCCUCAAAACAAAUCAGGCAUGAAAACGCCUACUUUCGAGUACAGUCGCAAGGCUUAUGGAAGAGCGGAAGCCAGAGAGAGACGUAGUACUUCCUACUUUAUUGGAAAGCUUCGGGAAAAACUUCGAAGAAAGGAUGUAUUAGUUUCGUUAAAUGCAUCUCUUCGAACCGAACCUGUUCAUUGGCUAGAUGCCUUUGCCGAACAAGGCGGCCUUGCGUUGCUUCUUCGUCUUCUCAACAGCAUUGGCUAUGGUGAAAAGCGAGUGAAACAUGCCGACAUUGAAAAUGAAGUUGUUAAAUGCUUAUAUUACUCAUUGUCUAGUAUUGUUGCACAGGAACGACUUUUUCAGGUUGUGUAUGAUACUCAAGGUGCAUGCUUGGAAUCUGUUAUAGAGUGUUUAUGCUCCAUCGACUUAAGUGCUCGUCGGUUUGCUGCUCUUUUGCUCGCUUUUUUUUGUGAUGAUAAGAGCGAUCGUAGUCUCCCCUUAGUCUUGGCCUCUUUCCAGGCCAACCAAACUCGGACGCAUUCUAAAAAUAUGUUUGGUCCUUGGAUGGAUGCGUUACACAGUGCAGUCUUCGGAAAAUCCUUUGGACAAGGUACUGAUCCGGGUACGGCCGAUGAAAACCUUUCUUCUUUGACGAAUACUGGUCACCUAGCAGACUAUGUCUGUGCGAAUAUAUACUUGGUGAAUUUAAUCUGCGGACAUACUCAGGCUGCUGACAAACAAAUGAGUUUAAUUUUAGAAUUCCUUAAAGCGAACAUUUAUGGAUUGCUUGCUCAACUCGGAACAUGGCAUAAUAGAAAAAUUGAUGAACAGGUAAGCAUGUUUCAUUCAAUUACCUCCGCAUUUAAGGAAACAUAUGUUCGUGCUGAUGAUGAUGCCGUCUCAACGAAAGAUUCUAUACUUUUAGAACCCAGUCACUCUUUGCCCUCCAUACCAAAUGAACAUUCUCAUAAUGAACAAGAAGAUGAUGUCGUGGAAAAGUCUGUUUCCCUUUAUCGGAAAUUUCUUCAGAAACUUAGACAUGAAGAACUACAGACGGAGUUCAAUAGCAUACUCCAACACCUGAGUGAUGAAGAUGACCUAAGUAAAAUCUCAACUAGUUUGGAUCUUUUGCUCUUUACACUUUCUUCAGUGAAGCAAUUUCGUGCCCCACGAACGGAUAAUGAACGCGGUCUUGUUGUACUUGCACAAAGAUUGCUUGAUCGCAUGAGUUCUGAGUCUCAAAUGGAACAGGUCACUGCUGAACUUAAAAGUGUGAAAGCUGAAAACGAGCUGUUAAUUUCAGAGAAACAGACACUCUUACAACAAAUUGCUAAAGGAUCCAAUAAUGCAACACGGUCUUUACGGGAACAAGUUGACCAACUUCGUAAGGAGCUUGACAAAAGAGAUUGUGUUAUUGCGCAUUUAGAGCGCAUAGCAAAGGAUAAGAGUACUUUUAUCGACGAUGUAAAAGCAAGACAGAGCAUUUACAUUCCUCCAAAGGCUGAAGCCCGUAUGAACUUUAAAGAUCUUCGUGGAAAAAUCGCUAGCCAGAUUUCUGAACAAAUUGAAGACCAAGUUUCACUUUUAAGCGUUGGUGCUCUGUCUGCAGUAUAUGAUGAAACCAUCAAAGAGUCUGCGGCAGCUCCCUUAAAACGGUCUUCAUCAGUUGACUCUCUUGAUGCAAUGGAAGAACAGUUUAGUUAUCGUGUUCAACCUAUUUUCCAGCAAUCGACUCAACAAAAAGUCGCUUCGCCAACAGGUAUCAUUGCUCCUUUGGUUAAGAGUGAGGCACUUUCCCCCAAAAAAGUGUCACCUGCCAAAUUGUUUGAACAACCCGGUGCUACAAUUGUCGAAUCUGAAGAACUUGAAUCUAAACCUACGAUUUCUGCUCCUCCUGCUCCGCUUUCUCUUCCUGAUGCUUCUGCUGCUGCUCCAGUUCAUGCACCAGUUCCCUCGACAAGCUCUAUACCUGCACCUCCUGCAUUGCCGGGAACUGUUGGUAGUCCUCCUUCAGCUCCCGUUGCUCCUGCUGCUUCUUCAAUCCCUCCGCCUCCGCCCUUGCCUGGAACAUCUGGUCCUCCUCCUCCCCCCGCCCCUCCAAUUCCCGGUGCAUCCAUCCCUCCUCCUCCCCCUCCAUUGCCAGGUCCUCCUCCUCCUCCGCCCUUGCCUGGUACAUCUGGUCCUCCUCCCCCUCCACCUUUGCCUGGUGUACCCGCUGCUCCAGGUGCUCCAGGUGCUCCUCCUUUACCUCCUGCUCUUCCAAACUUAUUGGGCUCGUCUGUUUCGCCUGGUGCACUUCUUACCAGCGCCCUUGCCAAGUACAGCAACUUUAAAACCUUCCGCGAUGUUUACAAUCCAAGUCGUCGACUUAAACAAGUUCAUUGGGAGAAGGUAUUCCCCAAAAGUGAGAAUACCUUAUGGACUAAGUAUGCCUUGAAUUUUGAUGAAACUGUGAAGACCAUUGAGGAAGCUGGUAUCUUGCGUGACCUUGAGCGACAAUUUGCUGCUGGACAAGUGAAAAUUAAAGUGAAAAAGGAAACGAAAAAGACAUUUUUGAACGCAAGUAUUCAACAAAACAUGGGAGUCGUUUUAAGAGAUUAUGCAUCUAUGUCUCCUGAGGAUGUAGCAAAUCUUUUGUUAUCAACACCGACUACCAAUGAUUCUAUUGUUAAGUUCUUUGCUACAUCAGGUCUUACUAAUGAUGAAGGUCUUCGUAAAUCUCUGCUUCCAUAUUCCCAAAAGUGUAAGAAGAAGGAGGAAGCAAAGAAUAUAAAAGAGCUGUCCCGAAACGAACAGAUCUUUGUCCUGUUUGUUCUUGAGAUAUGGCCAUAUUUUCAAGUCCGUAUGGAUGCAUUAUAUUUUAAGUCUUCAUUCCAAGAAAACCUCGAGCUCGCAACUACGGCAAACAAGGUUGUUUAUGAAACUGCGUCUCUUUUGAUGGAGGAUAAACAGUUAGCAUAUUUUAUGCAGGUACUUCUUCACAUUGGUAACUUUCUCAAUGACGCACCUCGUCGUGCUAUUGGUUUUUCCAUCGAUUCACUUGGACGUUUUGACGCACUGAAGGAUUCUGAGGCAAAGCUGAACCUGAUGCACUAUUUCGAACGUGUUGUUCGCUACUACUUCCCAAGUCUCCAAGAUUGCUUCCCUUGUUUUGAGGCGGUUGCGGUUGCAGCAGGCUACAAAAUCGAGAGUGCCGAACACAGCGUAACUGAAUUGUAUGAAAACUUCAAGACAAUUGCCAAGCAAGUGGAAUCAGGAGCGCUCUCGGAUCCUGAUAAGUUACACCCCAAGGACAAGGUACGCGACGAGCUGAUGGAGUGGAUUCCAGAGUCUAAGGAAAAGCUGAAAGAGCUACUUGCUCUUCAGAAGAAAGCUAAGAAGGCACUGACGGAGUUGGUAUCUUAUUUCUGCGAUGAAGACAAAUUUGAAGUAUCUAGAAAGACUCUAUUCGAAAAGCUAAAUGCUUUCUUCCAACUUUAUAAGCGUGCACGGGAGCAGAAUCUUGCCCGCGAAGCGAUUGAGAAAGAAAAUGCCAGACGAAAAGAAAAGGUGCGCGUUGUUAAAGUGAAACGGCCUCCUCCUCGAAAGGAGCCAACGUUGAUUGACAUUCUUUUUGAUAAUCUCAAGGCCGGCAACUUUAAACUACGAACAACACCUCGAGGCAGUAGCCUUCGGGCUAAUGAAGAUCAAACGACUGACGGCCUUUCACGAGAGGAACGUGUAUUACAAAGUCCGCUUAUUCAUACACAUCCUAGUGAGGGAGUGAAUCCUGUUCUUCGAGCCCAACGUCUUCUUCAAGAUUUGAGAAUCUCAUCGGUUUCUUCAGAAACUGACCUCUCUUCUGACCAGACCAAAGAAGACCAAACAAGCGAUAAUCGCGCAGAUCAUGAGGCUGCCCUCUACUCAGAAUUACAGUUAGCUGCGCCUAAAACAAGACAUCGUUCUCAAUCACGGGCUGCUUUUACUCAGCCUUCGAAGGCACGGGAUAUGCUAUUAAUGCUCGAAAAAGAUAAACUUACUUAG